AUGGCCAAGGCCGCCGCAGCUCUUCUGCCGGGUCUGCUCCCAACCCCACAGAGGAGCACAGUUGCCCCGUCCCCAUGCAUGAUCAUCCUGCCGUCUUCCUUCGCAUCCAAGUCCAAGCCCAAGCCAGGCCGUGCCGACUGCGUCGAGAGGUGGGACGCGCACAAGAAACCCAGGAGCCCAGCGUCGUCUUGCGGCAGCUCAAGUCCUGAGCGCGGAUCGUCCUGCGAGCGUUGGGACAUAGCCAAGAAGAAGAUCCCCAGCACCUGUAGCACCAGCACGUCAUCGUCGUCGUCGAGCCGGGGAAGCAGCAGCAGCAGCACAUCGUGCAAGAGGUGGGACACGCACAAGAAGGCUCGCUCCGCACAGAGCUGGACGGGCGGGCAAGAGGAGCAGGACAUCGGCGAGAAGCAGCCGGGAAUGGACCCGGCCGUGUUCUCUGGAUCGAACUUCUUCGCAUCGCCGGAGCCGAGCAUGCUUCCCGUUCCGGCCUUCUUCCGCUCGCGGGGCCAUGGCAUGAUGCCGAUGCCCGCAUACUAG
Molecule: messenger RNA, 537 nt
Organism: Lolium perenne
Lineage: Eukaryota; Viridiplantae; Streptophyta; Magnoliopsida; Poales; Poaceae
Source: RefSeq, a predicted model, not a curated record